Sesamum indicum (sesame) is the source of this 1514-nucleotide messenger RNA. Lineage: Eukaryota; Viridiplantae; Streptophyta; Magnoliopsida; Lamiales; Pedaliaceae. The record is from RefSeq and is a predicted model, not a curated record.
AUCUUCCCCCAAAAAAGAAUAAUCAAUUAAUCAAUUGAAACAAUAUUCAUCAAAUUGCCCAAUCUAUAAAGUGGAGGAAAAUUGGUUAGAAAAUUAAUUUUUUGGAUUUCUUUUUUAAAAUCAAGGAAAUUGGUGGAUGAGAUUAAGAGGGUUUUAUUUUUAUUUUCCCCUAAUUUUCAGUCCACGAAUGAGAUUCGAUGACAAGAACGAACGAUCCCACGAAUUUUGUUCAGGUGAGAAGUCCAAUUGAUUGCUGGAAAGAGACAAGUCUCAGAAAUGGAACCCAUCUCUCUCUGCAAUCGUAAUAUUGCGGCGGUUGGAAUCUCACCGCUCUUGUUCUUCAGUACCCACAGUGUUCCGACCGCUGGCUACUGCUCGUUUACUCCUAAAUUUGGAAAACCAUCGCUCUGUUCUUCUUCGGUUGGAGUUAAGUGCAGUUCUGGUAGUGGGAAGAAUGGAGAUCUUGAUGAGGAUGAUGAACCCUUCACAACUUCUUGGGCUUACAGUGUGCUGGGACUUCACCCUCAAUGCUCAUCUGCGCAAGUCAAAGCUGCUUUUCGAACCAAGGUGAAGCAGUUUCAUCCGGACCUAAAGAGAGGUGGGCAAGACUCGGAUGUAAUGAUUCGGCGUGUAAUUCAAGCCUAUGAGACAAAAAAGAGACCUUUGGUUCUGAGGGGACCACGGUAUUGGCGUAUUGCAUUGGUUCGACAUUGUUCUCACUCCAGAUACCGUGGAGAAUGUUUGGAUCCAUUUGACCAACCAGAAUGUGAAGCAUUUGAUGUCUUCGUCAAUGAGGUUCUUUGCAUUGGCAAAGGCUGUCCAUAUUCGUGUGUAAAUAGAGCACCUCAUGCUUUCAAAUUCUCUUCAGUAACAGGGACAGUGCGUGCAGCUUCUCAAGGGCAUGCUGAGGACUAUCAAGUUCAGCUUGCAGUUGGUCAGUGUCCGAGAGGUUGUAUUCAUUAUGUUACACCAUCACAGAGAGUUAUUCUAGAGGAGCUUCUUGACACCAUACUAAACAUGCCAUAUGAUACUUCAUCUGAGGCCGAGCUACUCUAUUCUCUCAUUGUUAAAGCCAACUACGAGAACAAUCGAUAUCAAACUCCUAAGAGGAAUGCCAAGGUCUCUAGUAAGCAUGUCGAUUGGUUCUAAACCCCUGUCAAUCACUAAGAUCAACAGAGCCGGUGAGGCCCACUGUCCAUUCGAGAAGAUAGAGAAUGCCUCUAUUCACAGUUAUCUUGCGAUGGAGGUUCAUUCUAUUUAAGACAUACACACCGAAGACUCUCUGGGAUGAUUGUAUGUAACUUUUCACACGGCAGCCCAUAAUUUCAAUGAGCCAAGUGAAGCAUUAUACAGCUAAGAUCAGAACACAGAUGACUGUAGUUGUAUUAUGCAUUAAUUCCUUGAUACACAAUAUAGCUACAGAAUUACUUGCCCACAUACACAAACAGUGAUUGUCAACUGCAUUGCCUGACGGUCAAUUACAAUAUAGAAUGCACUUGAAAACUGCUGAGAAA